This is a messenger RNA of Symbiodinium pilosum, 973 nucleotides long. The record is from the annotation of a GenBank genome assembly. NCBI's taxonomy places the organism in Eukaryota, Dinophyceae, Suessiales, Symbiodiniaceae.
GAUCGGCAGCAGCGUUGAGUUCGACUGGUGCAGUGUCUCGUGCAUUCGAACUCUCCGAACCUUGGGUCACACAGCCAUCGUCAUCAACUGCAAUCCUGAGACGGUCUCUACGGACUUCGACGAGUCGGACCGGCUCUACUUCGAGGAGCUCAGCCACGAGCGUGUUAUGGACAUCGCAGAGCUUGAGAAGCCCCGGGGUGUGGUCAUCUCGGUUGGAGGCCAGACGCCCAAUAACUUAGCCCUGGGCUUGACUCAGUGCGGUGUUCGCAUCCUUGGGACAUCCGUGGAGGCCAUUGAUGCCUGUGAGGAUCGAAACAAGUUCAGCCAACUCUGCGACUCCCUGCGCAUCGAUCAGCCAGAGUGGUCGCAGUUUGCAACACUACAGGAGGCCCGUAACUUCUGCAAGGUUGCAGGCUACCCGGUGCUGGUGCGUCCAUCCUACGUCCUCUCAGGUGCGGCCAUGCGUGUAGUAACCAACGACGGUGACCUGGACCUGUUCCUGAAGACCGCCGCUGUGGUGAGCCGAGAGCACCCUGUGGUAAUCUCAAAAUACAUUACGGGGGCAAAGGAAGUUGAGAUGGAUGCGGUUGGAAAGGCUGGAGACCUUGUGAACUACGCGAUCGCUGAGCAUGUAGAGAAUGCAGGCGUCCACAGCGGUGAUGCCACCCUGCUCUUGCCCGCCCAGCGCCUCUUCGUUGAAACGCACCGGAAGGUCAAGAGCAUUUCGCAGAAGCUGUGCCGCGCACUGAAGAUUUCUGGACCCUUCAACAUCCAGUUCAUUUGCAAGGACAAUGAGGUGAAGGUCAUCGAGUGCAACCUUCGAGCAUCAAGGUCCAUGCCCUUUAUCUCCAAGACCUACAACGUGAACUUCAUUGAGCUGGCCACCCGCAUCAUGACUGGCAUGCCAGUGCAUCCUGCAAUUAUCCAGCCAAUGGAUAUCGACUUUGUAGCCUGCAAGGUGCAUGGAUUAUAG